Acanthoscelides obtectus is the source of this 591-nucleotide messenger RNA. The record is from the annotation of a GenBank genome assembly. Lineage: Eukaryota; Metazoa; Arthropoda; Insecta; Coleoptera; Chrysomelidae.
AUGUUUCAGAGGCUGUUAGAGCAAAAAAAUGCUAUAAACCUCUACACUGUUCAGCAUGGUAAAAUAGAUACCCUUUGUCCCACCGAAUGGGAAAUUAUGAAGCGACUCGUCGAAGUAUUGAAGUUCUUUUACGAAGCCACCCUUGAUUUAUCAUUGAAUGACGCUUGUAUUUCUAUAAUCAUACCCCUAAUAUCGCUACUCAAUCGGAAAUUACAAGCUCGAAUGGAAAACGAAGAUGAGGGUAUGACAAUGACGAAAAAUCGGUUAUAUGAGACAAUGAACCAAAGAAUGUCCCUCUUGAAAGAGCAUCCAUCGUUAAUUGCAGCAACAUUGCUGGACCCACGUUUCAAAUCGAAGUAUCUAACUACCAAUGCUGUUGACAUCGGAAUCACAGAAAUUGUACCUUUUUUGAUCAGAUGUAGUAGCGACAGCGCGGUGAACAGAAAUGCUAUUCAUUCUUCUUCUUCUGCAGAACCAGUACUGGUUGAUCCAAUAUUCAGAAACAAGACGAAAGUCUUUGGGAUACCCAUGACGAUAACCCCGGCGGUACACCAUGUGAUAAUAAUGGAUAUGAUGAAACUUCUAUACUAA